This is a messenger RNA of Rhipicephalus microplus (southern cattle tick), 8368 nucleotides long. It is a transcript of the gene Lrrk, whose product is annotated as Leucine-rich repeat kinase. The record is from RefSeq and is a predicted model, not a curated record. Gene Ontology annotation, biological process: protein phosphorylation. NCBI's taxonomy places the organism in Eukaryota, Metazoa, Arthropoda, Arachnida, Ixodida, Ixodidae. Gene Ontology annotation, molecular function: protein kinase activity; ATP binding; protein binding.
CACAUGCGUGCUGUCGCUGCUGUAUUUUCCUUUCGUUUCUGCGUCCGGCCUGUGCAAGCAGAUCCCCUGUAAAGCCGCUGGGAGAGCGGUCUGUCUUCGUGAUCGCUACGUGUGUGGAAGAACGCCGUAUAAGCGGUUUAAUAGCCGCUCUGUGCAGCCAUGUCUUGUUCUUGACCCAUCGCAAGAAGCAAUGACCGCGGUAUCGGACCGCUUCCGUGGUGGAAGCAUGACCGCUACUCUUUGCCGAUUUUCGUGUCGCUCUAACAAGCUACCCGAUGGCCGACGAUCGUGAAGAAUACCCGGGAGAGCUGCUUCACCAGGCUGCUCUGUGGGGGAACGCCGAGCUGCUAGAAGACUUGCUCAACGGCGACCAGGUGCGGCUCAUAGAUGCUCCGGAUAUGCAUGGAAGGACAGCACUUCACGCAGCCGCUACCAACAGUGACGAGACCUGUGCCCGCAUCCUGCUACAGUCUGGUGCGAACCCGAGUGCCGCUUGUGGAAUUCAUGACCAGCACAAGACUCCGCUGCAUGUAGCUGCUGAGCUGGGUCAUGUGUCGACGGUACGGCUGCUGCUUGACUCGGGCGCCGACUUGCUGGCCCGUGAUGCUCAAGGCCAGACAGCCACUGAUGUUGCUGAGCUUGCCGGGCACGCGCAAGUGGCAGAAAUGCUGCGAAUGGCCACCGAGGACCUGGAGCAGAAGCACCAGGAGAGCUACACUCGACUGGCGGCUGCGUGUGCCUUGGGCCAGGUGGAUGAAGUGCGAGCCCUGUUGACAGAGCUGGGCCCCCGGGCUGAGGCAGUGGUGAACAGCGAAGGAAGCGCCGGGGGUGGCACCCUGCUCUACAGGGCCUGCGAGGAUGGCCAACUGGAGAUCGCCCGCUUACUGCUCGAGCAUGGUGCCGAUGGUAGAGCCCACCUGGUCACUCACUACUCGCCUUUGUAUGUUGCCUGCUACAGGGGACGUACUGACAUCGUGCCCUUGCUGCUUGAGCACUUUCCGGAGUUGGUGCGUGAGCCAACGGUGGAGCGCUGGCUUCCAGUACAUGCAGCGGCUCUCGGUGGUCACGUGACUGUGCUAGAACAGCUGCUGGGACACGCCUACCCGCCUCAUCUACAGAGGCUGCGGGAAGAUCCCACUGGAAAAUGGGAAUACCCGUUGGCCUUCGAUGUGAAUGCACAGGACGCCACAGGCCAGACGGCCCUUUACAUGGCUGCCUGCCUCGGUCAUCGACGCUUUCUGGAAGCUCUGCUGAAGUGGCGCGUUUGGGCAAAGCGGCUUCUCACAGCUGAUGAAAGCCCAAUUGCAGGAACUGCUCCAUACACUGGGCAUGUGCAGUCCAUCGUGACACGCCUCAACCUGGCCUCAGGAGGAGCCGCUCCACGUGAAAUGCAACUCUGUCCCGUGCGGCUGGACCUCUACUGCAACCAGGGCAGCGAGACGGCACUUCACGUGGCCGUGCGCAAGGGCCAUUACGCACUAGCAGCUGCUCUACUGCGUGCUGGAGCUGCACCGAACCUUCCGAUGCGUGGAGACAGCCCAUCGGGUGCUCUGCUGGAAGCAUGCCGGCGAAGGGAUGCCCAGAUGGUGGAGUUGCUUCUGCGUCAUGGGGCACGAGACGAGGACGGAGCUGCCCUGGCAGCGCUUCUCCCACAUGGUGGGAGGCUUGUGUCACGUCUCCUGUCGCUGCGUGCGUACCGUGAUCCCGAGCAUACCAUUAACCAGGGCGCCCUAGAUGGCCUCGCCCUGGCACCCAGCGUGCCUGUUAUGAUCAACUGGCACGGCCAGCAGUGCCUGGAGCAGUUAUCCGAACGUUGGCUGGCUGACGCUGCCAUGGCGCUCAACCUCAAGCUCAAGCUGCAGCCGCAGCUGACCGGCCCCGCGCUGGCCGCAAUAACUCGGCUGGACGUGUCGGGGAACGCCUUGUCUGAACUGCCCGGCUGCGUGUUUUUGUCCCUGCCGUCGCUGCGCCUGCUGGCUGUUGGACAGAACAAGCUGGCCACGUUGCCCGACGUGGUCUCCGCUGCGCAACUGGAAGAGCUGCAGCUGCAGGACAACCGGCUGGAGACGAUUCCGGGAACACUGUUCCAGUUGCCGUCCCUUCAUACACUUGACCUGUCCAACAACAAGUUGCAGGUGCUUCCUGAGGAGCUGUGGGGAGCACCCCGGCUACGAGAUCUGAACCUGUCGAUGAACAUGCUGUCAAGGCUACCCAGCGAGCCGGGCGGAAAGUCUGCUCCGCAGGAGCCUGAACCAGAGCCUGUUGCGCCUCGUGCCCCAUCACCGACGUGGCCACUCGAACAUCACUGUCUCUGGAGGCAUGCACUAGAGGUGCAAGAGACAUAUGCGCCCGAAGGACCUGGUUCAGGAUGCCCACUGAGCAGCCUCAACCUGUCGCACAAUGCAUUCGAGAGGCUGCCUCCCAUGCUGGCUUGCAGGGCUCCCCACUUGGCUCGAUUGAACCUCAGCUACAACGGCCUGGCCUCGCCUGGCGAGCUGAGGUUCUACCCUGUCAGUCUGCGCCACCUCGACCUGUCGUCCAAUAGAUUAAGGGUGUGGUGGACGCCGGCCACAAGCGACACCACCUGUGCUGCUACUGGUGGCAGUUGCUUUCACCGUAGCCACUGGCGGCUGGAGAAUCUGCGCACACUGCUGCUGGCCAGCAAUCAGCUGCCGGGGCUCGAAGGUCUGGUGGGCCAGCAAGACGGGAGCGACUCCAAGGAGGUGCCUCUCUUCCCGAAUCUGUCCAUGUUAGACGUGAGCAACAACCUGCUGUGUGACGUGCCGGCCACGCUGUCCGAACUCGGAUCCCUCUCGGUGUUAAACUUGAGCGGGAAUCCGGGCAUCAUCGAGCUUCCUCCGCAGCUUGGCCUUCUGUCUAAACUGUGGAACCUGAACCUGCGCGGAUGCAGCCUGCAUGAGCCGCUGGCUUCUAUGGUGCGCUCGACACGCUACCGCACCACCGACCUCGUGGGAUACCUCAAGUCCAUUCUUCAAGAUGCUCGCCCAUAUGCCAGGAUGAAGUUGAUGAUAGUGGGCGUACAGGGCAUCGGAAAGACGUCUCUUUUGGAGCAGUUGCGACAGGAAGGCACGGGGUCGUACCGGAAGAGACCUCCCGAACAUUGGGGCAAGCGCGUGGGCCACAGGGGCCUUGGUUUGAAGACACCCAGGGGAGUUAUGCUGUCCACCGUAGGCGUGGACCUGGGCGACUGGACGCUGAAGGGACGACACGGACCUGUCACGUUCCGCACGUGGGACUUUGGUGGCCAGAAAGAGUACUAUGCCACCCACCAGUACUUCCUGUCGAAGCGCUCACUGUACUUGGUGGUGUGGCGUAUAACUGACGGGGAGCGAGGUGUUCAAGGCAUCCACCAAUGGCUCAUUAACAUCCAACUGCCGCUCGCGGCACAACAUCCGGCACCUCUGCCAAUCUAUGAUGUGGCCUUUGACAUGCGCUGUCCAGGCAGCAAGGAGCGCCUUCUGGAGCAGCGCAUUCCAGCCACCUACUUAGCCCUGGAGGACGUUGUGGGUAGCCUGGCUCUUGAGCGGCGGCUACAGGGCAAGGAACCUGUUUUGCACGCCGAGCAGUACCGUAUGUUGGUGAUGCAUGAACUGCAGCAGAAGUUUGACUGCUGCUUUCGGGACAUGGCCGAACUCAACCAGGCCACCUCGUUCCUGCACGACAAUGGUGUACUUCUACAUUAUGAAGAUGCCACACUCAAGGACCUGUAUUUCUUGGAUCCACAGUGGCUUUGCGACGUGCUGGCUCAUGUAGUCACUGUACGUGAGAUCAACCCUUUUGCACGCAAUGGCAUCAUGCGUUUGGAAGACCUGCAGCACUUGUUCCGAAGUGCUGAAACACGCAGCUACUUGCUGAGCCUGCUGAACAAGUUUGAAGUGGCUUUGACAUGGGACGGUCGCAGCCUGCUCAUUCCAUCCCUGUUACCUUCCGAAGAGCUGCUUCGUUGUGGACUGCCGGGAGCCGACGUCCGGGUGCCUGUGAGGUCCCGAGGCUGGGGCCUGCGCUCCUCAUUGACUCGAGGGGUUUCAGCCGGCGCCGUGCAGACACCCGGGAGCGGCGGAUGCACACUGAGGGUGCUGGCUGCAAGCCGGGAACAGCCGGCUGUGCAGCGGCUUGUGCUGCUCUCGUACCUCCCCAGUGGUUUCUGGGCCCGUCUUAUCACUCGCCUGCUAGCUGAUGACCAGGUGGUGGAAGCACUUCGGGGCUACCUGGCCCCGCCACGCGGCUGGGAGAAAGAUCCAGGUCUUGCUGCUGCACUGUCACAGCGCGCCGAGUGGCUCUGCUGGCAGACAGGGCUUGAACUACGUCAUGCACAGGCUGUAGUCCUGCGUCUGCGUGAAGUGGUGUCAGGUGGCGCGCCCUGUGACUUGCUCGGAGCCCGUCCGCGCGUACGCCUGGAAGGUCACUGGAGCCCCGUAGAGACCCAGGGUGCAGUUGCUCUGCUGCUGGAGCUUCCAUUGGAGAGGCGGCAGUGGGGCCCUGCAUUGCUGCUGCCACGCAUGGAGAGUGCAACGCAGCUGCUCGCCCUAGCGGCGGACCACGUCGACACUCUACUCGAAGACUGGUAUCCCGCUCUGGGCACACGCUUCGUGCACACUUCCCAGGGGCGCUUUCUGGUCACCCGUCUGGUACCAUGUCCUUCUUGUGCUGCCACUGGGCUGGGCUGCAACAUGGCCCCUUCCUCUGGACCACCGUCUCGUGCGAGCACCGACAGUGGCGUUGUUGACAGCCGCCCUGCAUCGGCAGAGGGAAUGGAGGAAGCAAUCACAGGCCCAUACGCCUUCUUGGUGGAAGAAUGCAUUCUGGCAGCCAACGAACGAGGCGCUGUCACCUGCCCGAUCCACGGAGACUUGCGUCUGGCGCAGUUAGCACCCGACACGGUUUUUCUAGACCUAGGUGAACGCUACCUUGUGCAACCAGACCAGAUACGGCGGGGCCGAAUGCUUGGUCGAGGAGCGUUUGGCUUUGUGUUCAAGGCAACCAUGAAGCAGAGGGGCUCAGGAAAGUUCACAGAGGUCGCCAUGAAGAUGCUGCAGCCAGUAGAGCCUGGCUAUGGGGCGCGCCCAUCGGACACCGUUGCCUACAAGGCCGCACGUGCUCAGUGGCAGCGGGAACCCCUGCAGUAUGCUUGCAAAGCGUACUGCACAGCUCGGCAGGAACUGAGCAUUCUGCUGAGCGUGCGUCACCCUCAUGUGGUGGCACUGCGUGGGGUCUGUCCACGGCCUCUGGCGCUCGUGUUGCAGCUGGCUCCGCGCGGAGCGUUGGAUGCCCUUCUUGCUGACUUCCGGCGUUCAGGAGCACACCUGCCUGCAGGCGCACUGCAAAGGAUCCUGUUGCAAGUAGCACGUGCCCUAGAAUACCUUCACCAACAGCACAUAAUAUACCGGGACCUCAAGUCCGAGAACGUGCUGGUGUGGGCGCUGCCAUUACCCGGGGAACCGGACGGGGUCCCCGUGCAAGUACGACUUGCCGACUACGGCAUCAGCCGAGCUGCCCUGCCCACGGGAACCAAGGGCUUCGGUGGCACUGAGGGGUUCAUGGCCCCUGAGAUCAUGCGGCAUAAUGGCGAGGAGGAAUACACAGAAAAGGUUGACUGCUUCUCCUAUGGCAUGUUUAUGUAUGAACUGCUGACACUACGGCUACCUUUCGAAGGCCAGGACUGCGUUAAGGACCACAUUCUAGAUGGAGGACGACCAGUGCUCACACGUAGAGAAGCACUGAGUUAUCCGGGCUAUCUGCUGGACCUGAUGGUGUGCUGUUGGGCUCAGCAGCCACGUGAUCGACCCUCGGCAAGCCAGCUUGUGUCUAUUGUCAGCGCUGCCGAGUUCGGACAGCUGUUGGAUGUGGUCUCCCUUCCAGGAUCGCAGCCCCUCCUGGCAGCCAUCUCUUUCACAUCUGGCACUGAAGAGGAGCCAUCAUCCGAGCUGUGGCUCGGGCGCACAGACGACCAGGUGAAUCUGCUGACCUGUGACAGCAGCCACUGGCAAGAACUCAAGGUGCUCUCCAUCCCAGCAAUCACCUGCCUGUGUGUUGUUAACAAUGACGUCUGGCUGGGAAGUUCCCAAGCAAGAGUGCACAUCUACAGCCAGGACAGCCGUCAGGAGCUGUGCACUGUGAGUCUGCUGGAGGAAGGAGAUGAAGAAGUCGCCGUGCGCGCCAUGCAGCAUGUCCCUCAAGCAGGUCGUGUUGCCUUGACAGCGGGUUCUCGGCUCUGGCUGUGUGACGAGGUCACUAAGAGCCUGCAGGAACUGGACGUGCAGGCUGCUCCACUUUGUCUCGGUGUUGCCCAGCCAGAUGACAGGCCUGCAGCAGAACUCUGGUGUGGUGGUUUGGAGGGUAUUCUUACCAUCUACGUGCUGCCCGAGAGUGGACCGGUCUCCGGCCGAGAGGCUCUAGAACACCCAGAUACCGGCACGGUCUCCCAGCUUUGUGCCCAGAACAACACUGCCUGGUCCUACCUAUAUCCAGGUUGCGUGGUGUACCAGUGGGAAUGCAGUUCGCGCACCCUUUUGCACCGGCUGGACUGUUCCAAGCUUGCACCCUGCUCCGAGAGCCUGCUGUCCAUGAGCAUAGAGGAGCACCUUAGCCGUGGCCGGUGCCAGGUGACAGCCAUGGCCUACGCCAGCGGUGCUCUGUAUGUGGGCACCGCCUGGGGCUGCCUGGUGGUUGCCGAGGCAACUGCCCUGAGGCCCCUCACCGUCUUUCGGCCCUUCGAAGAGCCAGUUGAUGCUGUACUGUCGUUGGGUGAGCGUGUGGCUGCCCUAGGGAGAGGCUAUCGCAGCCUGCUGGCUCGCUUCCUGCCUAGCGCAAUCACUGGAGAAGCCAGUCAGCUGUGCGCCCUCUUGUGGUGCACGGAUGGAUGGGUGAUUCCCUAGUGCCACUUUACGUCUCUUCCAGUUCCUUGCUAGAUUCCCCCUAUUUUGGAUUUGCCUGCAUUAGCUGAACUACUUAAAGGAAACCGCAUCAUGUUUCUUGGUUUACUGUGAUGGAACAAUGGUGCUAGACACGUAUACGUGUGCAAGAGAAUCCAGCAGAAAAUUACGUCGGAAUCUAGGUCAUGUGCCACUGGCUCAAUGAACUACACCGUGACGGGUCGCCAUCUUGAAUCGCUGCAAGCGUUUCGUGUGUUGGAUUUGUGUGCAGAAGACUACAGUACUGGAUAUCCAUUGCACGAGCGACGAUGUACGGGAAAGAACUAUCGCACCUCUAAUGUGAAACCCCGUCAUAUUCUCCUGUGUUUCAGGAGAACACUUGACGUGCUCACCGCCAGAGAUAUUGUUGCAAGUUAUUGGUGGGAGGAAGAUCGUGAGGAUAUGCUGAACACUACGAAGUGGUGGUUCAGCUGUCACUGGUAAGGGAGCUCAAGGAAGGCAUUGUGCCGUUUGGAUAAGUACAGCAUCUGCAUUCCAUCACUGGCUUAACAGCGUCCAGCCUGAUAUUUUUAUUGCUAACUACAAAUGAAAGAAAAAAAGGCGAACUGGCUACACGAUGACGGGGGCAGUCGUAUCAACGCACUUUUUGCAGGCACUUCUUACACAAGAUUUCUCACCGCCACGAGCAGCUGUUCAAUUCGCAUGACCACAAAGCAUGUGAUACCCCUGCGGUAAGUUGUGCCUGCAAAGACUACUAGACUGUCAUGGCUCAUUUCUUUUAGGAGUUUGCUCGCUGUAGCAAUUAUUUAUUUUGCGGACAAUUAUCUGAAAGUGUGGUUUGUUAGCUGUUCACUUUUGGCCACUAGAUUCACACGGCUUUGCAGAGCACAUCAGUGAUUGAGAAUUUAAGUGCUACCUGGUGCAAUGGAGAGGUUAUCAUGAAAACACUGACCAAUCAAGUUACAGUACAGUGACGCAUUAUCUUGAGCACUCAAGAUUAUUUGCUAUUCGCUCAUUUUUAACGCCAUACAGAGAUUUUUUUAUCACCAUAACAAUAUGCAGAGGCAAGACAAACGAGUAACCUCAAUCUUUGUUUUGCUGAAUGUGUUUCUGAAAUGUGCAUUUACUUGGUUGGUCGAUGCCAUCGCAGAUUAUGCGGUAGACUCCUUUCGAGGUCAACCUGCAGCUAUAUUUUUAUGUCGUCGGCUGUACACCAUGCAACAGAGCUGUGUUGUGUUCAUAGAGAACUCUACAAUGGUUCUUGUGCUGGUCUUGUCACAGGGAUAUUGUUCAACAAAGCUUAUUCUAGAGUGAGUCUACAGCUGGGGCUCUAAGCUCACAUCAUGCACCAGGCAGCACAUAUUGUGCAUAGUUCUUCAUAGGCCGUUGCGUGGAAUGUCUAGCCGAGAGAUGAGACAGUUUUUAGAUAGAUAUUUAGAUCUGUGUUUUAUAGAAGUGAGGGGAAAAAGGUCGAA